Epithele typhae is the source of this 741-nucleotide messenger RNA. RefSeq names its product thioredoxin-like protein. Gene Ontology annotation, molecular function: oxidoreductase activity. The transcript has 4 exons. The coding region runs from base 1 to 741 and encodes 246 amino acids. Lineage: Eukaryota; Fungi; Basidiomycota; Agaricomycetes; Polyporales; Epitheliaceae. The record is from RefSeq and is a predicted model, not a curated record.
AUGAUGCAUCCUGGUGUAGUCACCCUCGUCGUCAUCUCCGACAUGGUUUGCCCUUGGUGCUACAUCGGCCACCGGGAGCUCAAGAAGGCCCUCGAGGACACCAAGCACGACUGUGCGGACAUGACGAUCAAGAUCGAGCACCGUCCGUUCCUCCUCCACCCGUCCAUGGGAGAGGAUGAGUUCGUGGAAAAGCUCCCAUGGUACUUGGAGAAGUUCGGAGAGGAGAGAGUGGCCCAAAUUCAAGACAUGGUCGGGACGCGUGCAAAGGAAGUUGGGAUCGAGAUCACGUUCGCGGGCAUCAUGGCCCAGACUAUCCGAGCUCACCGCCUGAGUCGCAAAGCUUUCGAGCUUGGCGGUUCUGAGCUGCAGGAGAAGUUCAUCGAAAGGAUCUUCCACGAAUACUUCACCGAAUGCAACAACAUCGGUGAUGUCAACUUCCUCGCAGGUUUGUCAGAGCAGGUAGGCGUAAUGCCGAAGGACAAGGCAUUGGCCUUCCUCAAAUCGGACGAGUACCAGGAGGAGAUCCAGCAGAUGGCAGCGGAGGCACGCAAGAAGGGCGUAACUGGCGUGCCCUUCACUAUCAUCAACGGACGGUGGGCCGUAAGCGGCGGCCAAUCAGCCGAAACAUACGCACAGAUCUUCCGGAAGUUGGCCGGCAAGGGACGCUUGCAGCCGAUACCCACCGCCCCCAGCUGCAACAACGAACGCAGCGGGAGCCACGCAUGCGCAACUAAGUCGUGA